This is a messenger RNA of Suillus discolor, 1011 nucleotides long. RefSeq lists its product as uncharacterized. Lineage: Eukaryota; Fungi; Basidiomycota; Agaricomycetes; Boletales; Suillaceae. The transcript has 2 exons. The record is from RefSeq and is a predicted model, not a curated record. The coding region runs from base 1 to 1011 and encodes 336 amino acids.
AUGUCUGGUUGUGUCCCUACUAAGUCAUUCUUUGUCAUAGAUACUCGGAAGCCUAGUCCUAUCCCGGAGGAACCGGAUGCUGAUGUCAAGAUGCUCGAUGAUGCUCCUACCGUGCCAAGCGCCGCCCCAGUGCCAUCUGAUGACGAUCACCCUGAGAACCAUUGGAUUGAACCCACGGAUGAUAGUAUCCUACCUCCCGCACCGUUUCAGGAGACACCAGAUGAGGUCCGGUACACUCCUGUCUAUCCGGCUCGCACUCAAAGGCCCCCCUCCCCUGCCACCACUUCCAUGCCCAUUCAGUCUCAUCAGCCUCCCCGUCAUCUAACUAAUGCAGAGAUUGAGACCAUGCUGGCCCAAAUUCAGAUUGAUAUGCAGGAGCUACGCACACAUGAUGAUACCAUUCACAAUGAUCUGUCUCGUCACAUCGACGAGCUGCGUGCUAACUAUAUAGAACAAUUCAGCCUCCAGAAGGGACUGGUGGGCAGAAUGGCGAGGUACUUGAGGGACAACCAAAGGGCUGCUGCAUCAUUGGUCACAACUCCACCCACAUUCAAUCCACCACCCAUUGUCAUCCCCGGUACCCCCAUAUUCCCUGAGUUUGGUUCCAUCAGUGCAUUAGGUCGCACUGUUACCAAUAAUAUCUUUACUCCGGAUGUGUUCUCGACUGGUGCCUGCCCCGCUGGAGAUGGCUCGCCAGUCACAAGGCAUGAACAAGCGCCCACAUCCAGCUCUACCUCCACAAUCAAUCCGGCCCCCACCAUCAGGGAAUCCAGUUUACCCAUUCAGCAGGUUGUGGCACUGCCAGUGCCAACUCACACGGUCCCAACGGAAUCCAUGCCUUCCACCAGCACCAUUUGCAUGUUGGUCACUGGGUCACCAAAUGUACUCAAGGAUGGUCAGUCUGUCUCGGCUCCCUUGCCACAGCGCUUAUUUGCGCCUCAAUCACGCCUACAAGGUCGGUUGGUCAGUGCUAGGCAUGCGAAGAAUUUGUCCGGGGAUGGGCCCAAGUAA